AUGAAAGUCAUCAUAGUUGGAGCGGGAAUCGGCGGACUGGCCUGUGCAAUUGCUUGUCGCCAAAACCAUCUGGACGUGCUUAUUCUGGAACAAUCGGCCGAAAUUCUGCCGGUUGGCGCUGGGAUCCAAAUUCCUCCAAAUGGAGCCCGGAUUAUGCGGGAACUCGGCGUCCUGCCUCAAAUUGAGGACAAGGGCAUGAAACUCGAGUUUACGGAUCUGCGACGAUACAAAGAUGGGAGGAUCAUCACCUCGAUGCCUUGCGGUGAGUCGGUGGUGAAGGAGUAUGGAGCGCCAUGGAUUGUCAUCCAUCGCGCGGAUUAUCACCAGAUUCUUCUCGACAAGGCUAGAGACCUAGGAGUGGAGAUUCGUCUAGGUGCGCUUGUGGAGAAGGUCCUCGUUGACGAGACUGCGGUCGUUGUGGGUAAAGAGACCAUCACUGGCGACGUGAUCAUUGGCGCUGAUGGCCUCUGGUCCCACGUCCGCGAAGUCGUCCUCGAUGAACCCCAUCCACCCGAAGAAACCGGGGACCUAGCCUACCGCGCUACCUUUUCGCGAGCUCAGCUCUUAGCCCUGAAUGAUCCAGAGGUGAACGCGCUCUGCGCGAAACAAGGCGUGACUGCCUGGCUAGGCCCUCACAAACAUGCCGUCUUCUACCCCGUUCGUGGCGGACAAGAGUACAAUCUCGUGCUACUCCAGCCCGAUGACCUGCCGCCCGGAGUGCGUACGACGCAGGGGGAUGUGGAUGAGAUGCAGUAUGGGUACAAAGAGUGGGAUCCAACGCUGGGGAAGAUGAUCUCCUGUAUCCCGACUGUCCUGAAGUGGAAGCUGUGCCAUCUUCCCGAGUUGCCGAGGUGGACCAAGGGCUCCGUUACACUACUUGGCGAUGCGUGUCAUCCAACUCUGCCAUAUCAAGCCCAGGGUGCCGCCAUGGCUGCGGAAGAUGGCGCAGUAUUGGGAAUGCUACUCCAUCACAUAGCAUCCUCCGAAGACUACAAAUCAAAAAUCCCACAAGCACUGAAACUCUACGAGGACAUUCGAAAGUCCCGGACUGCCCGGAACGUCCAAGGCGCCAUCCGCAACCGAGGCGGGUUUCACCUGGCCGACGGCAUCUUACAACGACUGCGCGACUUGGUUCUGAGAUGGUCAGGCCUGACCCGAGAGACAGACUGGAUUGGACUGAUGUCUUCGCGACAACGAGCUGUUUUGGGAUUCGAUGUUCUGCAAGAGGCAGAGCAAAUGAUGCUAGAGCUGUCCGCCUGA
This is a messenger RNA of Aspergillus udagawae, 1260 nucleotides long. Its product is annotated as putative salicylate hydroxylase. Gene Ontology annotation, biological process: secondary metabolite biosynthetic process. Gene Ontology annotation, molecular function: monooxygenase activity; FAD binding. Bases 1 to 1260 code for a protein of 419 amino acids. Lineage: Eukaryota; Fungi; Ascomycota; Eurotiomycetes; Eurotiales; Aspergillaceae. The transcript is spliced from 6 exons. The record is from RefSeq and is a predicted model, not a curated record.